CUUGAGUUGGUACUGUCUUUUUACACGUAUCAGUUGUUUCACACAACAAAGUUUCGUAUCUUCGAUUAUGGAUUCUCGAAGAAAGAGAACGAAAGAUAAAUAUUCGGUUCUGCUUCCUACUUACAAUGAAAGAGAAAACUUACCUCUAAUUAUCUGGCUUUUAGUCAAGUCAUUUACGGAAAGUGGAUAUGAUUACGAGAUUUUAGUCAUAGAUGAUGGAAGCCCAGAUGGAACCCUGGAGAUUGCUACACAAUUGCAGGAUAUUUACGGAAAAAAUAAAAUUGUACUUCGACCAAGAGCCAAAAAACUUGGAUUAGGGACGGCAUAUAUCCAUGGAAUCAAGCAUGCUUCUGGCAAUUUCAUUUUCAUUAUGGAUGCUGAUCUAUCGCAUCAUCCAAAAUUUAUUCCAGAAUUUAUAAAAAAACAAGAGGAGAAUGAUUUUGAUGUUGUGUCAGGAACAAGGUACACAGGAACUGGUGGCGUUUACGGAUGGGACUUCAAACGAAAACUUAUCAGUCGUGGUGCAAAUUAUGUGACUCAAAUAUUGUUGCGACCAGGAGCAUCGGAUCUGACUGGAAGUUUUAGGUUAUAUAAAAAAGACGUUUUACAUAAUCUAAUUGAGGCAUGUGUGUCGAAAGGUUAUGUUUUUCAAAUGGAGAUGAUUGUUCGGGCGAGGCAGUUAAACUACACUAUUGGAGAGGUUCCUAUAACAUUUGUGGACAGAGUGUAUGGUGAAUCUAAACUUGGUGGAAAUGAGAUUGUUGGAUUUGUAAAAGGACUUUUAACCUUGUUUGCUACAACAUAGAUGCUGUAUAUAGGAACCUCAAGUUAUUGCAUUAUUUUUUUUAAUUUCGUCAGCACAGUAUUGUUUAUUUUAUUUUGAUAGCGGGCAUCAAACAGAUGCAUUUUUUUGUGUGCCUUAAAUGUGUGUUUUACUAAGCUUUUUACAAAGACCAUAUCAAUAGAAAACUCAAAUGAAAAGCUCUCACUGGUUGAAGCCCGGGUUCAGACCUUAAAAGAGAACUAGCAAAAUGAUUUUUUGUUCUAGAGGGGAAUUUUGAUAUGCCAUUAAUAGAAUCAACAUUAAAAUCGUUUUUUGGCAAUUGUUUAUGAAGUUAUAUACGAUUUUACCGUGACGUCACUGGCUAAAAAGUAAUAAAAAAAUCAUGUAAAUAGCGCUGCGUAGGGUAUUUGCUGCGUACAAUCUUUACGUGCAUGCUGUAACCAACGUGCAGCGGUUGUCAACAGAAGAGUUACAACAUUCACGCAAAGAUUGUAUGCGGCGGAUACCCUACGCGGUCAUCAUGAUAUAUCAGCAAGACCAUAACAGAUUUUAAACCAUCAAAAAUGUUGUAGCAUACCCCACUGUAUCUUACUUGCCCAGGCCUCUGUGUUAUACCACUGUAUAUGAAGCAUGCCAUCCCAAAACCAGCGUACUGUAUGUUAGAGUAAUUAGUAUAAAAAGUGUCCAUAUUGUAUAAUUCCAUUAAAUGACCCAUCAUUUUAAAUCUUGGGAGGAUAUAAAUAAAUGAAAAAUCAAUUUUCAUAUUUUUGGGAUGGCAUGCCCCAUAUGAUUUAUUGAGUAAUGACUACAAAGAAAGAUUUGGUAACUUUUCAAUUUUUUAUUUAUUGCAUGACAUGCAACAAUACAGAUAUAAUUAGUGAGAACUAUUCAAAAUAUUUAACAGAUAAAAAAUUAAUAUAAAACUUCAACAAUAUGUUUUAUCAAGAUUAACAAGAGUAUGAGACUAGAAAUGAAAAUAAAUUAUCCAAUUAUGCAA
Messenger RNA from Anneissia japonica, 1781 nucleotides. Its product is annotated as dolichol-phosphate mannosyltransferase subunit 1-like. Lineage: Eukaryota; Metazoa; Echinodermata; Crinoidea; Comatulida; Comatulidae. Gene Ontology annotation, biological process: protein O-linked glycosylation via mannose; GPI anchor biosynthetic process. Gene Ontology annotation, molecular function: dolichyl-phosphate beta-D-mannosyltransferase activity. The record is from RefSeq and is a predicted model, not a curated record. The coding region runs from base 68 to 805 and encodes 245 amino acids. The transcript is spliced from 9 exons. Gene Ontology annotation, cellular component: endoplasmic reticulum membrane.